AGUUUGUCCCGCCCCCACGCGGAAGUGAGCUUGUGAGUCGGGAUGGAACGUUUCUCACAACAUCCUCGUGCCGUUAAACCAUCGUUUAGCUAGUAAAAGUACGCCUUUGUUGUUUUUUCCACCCAUGUUGGUGUGCUCGUAGAGUGCAAGGAAACAUGGCUUGCGUCGCUUUUCAAACGCAGCUGUCGUCCAUCUUGGAGGUUUUGGUGAAGGCGGCGGUGGCCGAAAUCAGCAAGCUGGUCGAUGACAAUAGCGCCUUCCUGCACCUGGAAAUCUCGCGGAAGCAGAGCGAGAACGAGAUGUUGAAGAGGAAGCUUCUGGCGGUCGAGAAUAAAAACGCGCAGAUGCAGCGAGUCUUCGAAAACUUGGCGGACAGAGGACGUAAUGAAGGAAACACUGCCCAUCCAACGGGAGACAUUAAAUGUUCUGAAGUGGAAGGCACAAACAUUUCCUUCACCAUCAAGGAAGAGAGUCCGGAUGAGGUUCUGUGGAUCGGCGAUCCCGCUGGCUCUGUAGCGAGUUCAUCUUUCCAGUACCCAAACGUUUCCGAGAGGUUUGAGGAGGACCUUCAGAAGACCGGUUCAGACUAUGGUGACUCGUUCACGUUGCGUGAGCACAGCACCGAGGUAAGCGGGCUCAACAUGCUGGUCAAGACGGAGAAGGAGGAAUCGGCGUCCGGCGGCUUUAGCCGGGACGAAUGCCAGCUGGGCGCUGCCAAGCAGAACCAACUCGCCGACGUGUCUCUGGAUGAGCGGGACCACCAGCUUUGGUCGUCCAUCAUCAACGGGGACGACAUUGACUCUGCUUUCCCGGACUUUUCUAGCGUGGUGGACGAGUACUCUGAUGCAUUUCCCGAACCGCCUCGUAAGUUGGGAGGCGCCCCGCAGCCGGCCUGUAACGGUGUUUAUGACGGCGAGGAGCCGCCGUCAUCCACCUUUGCACCCAGACCUCAGUCGGACCCACGCAAAGAGCAGGUCUACCCGCAGAGGCGUCCCCAAGUCGGGGAACAGUCAGACAGGCCUCCCGCGACCGCCUCGCAAGUGUCUUUCGCCCAGCCGGACCCUGCCCACCGGCCUUUCUCGCGGGGCUUUGCCUGCGCGCAGUGUGGCAAGACCUUCUCCCGGUUGCACCAGUUCAAGCUGCACCAGCAGAGCCACCGGCGCAAGCGCGCCUUCUGGUGCGCCGUGUGUGGGAAAGGCUUCCAGUGCUCGUCGCACCUCAGCAUCCACCACCGCACGCACACCGGCGAGAAGCCGUACGGCUGCCUGCAGUGCGGUAAGCGCUUCACGCAGCAGAGCAGCCUGCGCGUGCACCAGCGCACGCACAGCGGCGAGCGGCCGUACAACUGCACCGAAUGCGGUAAGACCUUCAUCCUCAUGCACCACCUCAAGCGACACUGCGUCAUCCACACGUACAGCUGAUGGACUUCGCCGGCUUAGCUUAGUACGGACGUUGUACAGCCUUUUUUUUUUUAAUCUAUGCAAGAAAAAGGAUUGUGGUCUGCCUGGUUUAAAGACCCAAAUUGGACUGGACUGUGUUUCUACCAAGCGCAUAGUUCUGAUCCACGCAAGUCGCAGCUUUACCCACAGAGGCCAUACAAAUGCGCUGAGUGUGACUUUGUCAGACCUUGGACCCGUGCAAGGAGAAGGUCUACCAAGAGGGGCGUCCACAAGUCCGGAAACUGUUUCAUGGGGUGGCGGUGGCUGCAUGACGAGUCGCUUUCAGCCCUGCUGGAUGGUGGGUUGUGUUUGUGAGGAGGGUAGCAGGUAUUGAUUUUUCGUCAGGGUUCACUCAUGAUCAUAAACACGUUUGCCCGUUUUAAUGGUCGUAAUGUUUUUCUUGUCUCCUCGAAUUUUUCAAAAUGCCCUUCGAAAUUUUCAAAGUGCCCCUUAAAGUAAACCUGUACCUCGUAAACCUUCGCCGCUCAGUGGAAUAUGGGUUUUUAAGUUCAAUUCUGCCUCUGAAUUGUUAAAUGUGAGUUUGUGGGUCAGCAUUUAAUUUUGAGGCCAAAGUCACACAGUUUCAACGCAUUCAUUCACACAAAGGUUUCAGCCAUUCACAUGGCCAAAAGGCCGUCCCUCCGUCCGCAAGGAGGGAAUGUUGCUCCCUCCAUUGAACUGGAACGAGUCAUCCCCGUUCUUCGUUUAAAAAUUGCAAAACAUGCAAGACGUCAGGCAGCCAAAGCAGAAGAAAAAUGUCCUCAGGCAAAGCAGCCUUGAGGGAAACAACUCACGGUUGUACUUUGUUUCCCAACUUUAGUUA
Molecule: messenger RNA, 2262 nt
Organism: Hippocampus zosterae (dwarf seahorse)
Lineage: Eukaryota; Metazoa; Chordata; Actinopteri; Syngnathiformes; Syngnathidae
Product: zinc finger protein 585A-like
Exons: 4
Coding region: 156-1421 (421 amino acids)
Biological process (GO): regulation of transcription by RNA polymerase II
Molecular function (GO): DNA-binding transcription factor activity; RNA polymerase II cis-regulatory region sequence-specific DNA binding
Source: RefSeq, a predicted model, not a curated record